AUGCAGAUGACGUACACUGGAGGAGCCCUGAUCAUGGCUUUGUUGAUCCUCCGUUUCCAGCGAGGAAUCGCCCAACUGCCUUCAUCCAUCGGCGGUGGCUGCCCAGUGACGCAAUUUCGUUGCGCCAGUUCCGGUCGUUGCGUCAACCUCAACCUCUUUUGUGACGGCCGCAACGACUGCGGCGACAAUUCGGACGAAACAGCUCAAUACAUAAAACUGCUGUAUGUCACCCCGGAACGGCUUGUCAAUGCAUUGGAGGACAACACUGGCGUCAAUAAGUUGAGAAAAAUGUGGGUGUCGCUGCACAAGAGGAAUUUAUUGGCACGGUUUGUGGUUGACGAAGCUCACUGCGUUCCUGAAUGGGGACACGAAUUUCGAGCCCAUUACCUCAAGUUGGGUCUUUUGAGGACGCUAUUUCCUACAGUAUGCAUAGUUGCUUUGACUGCCACCGUGACUUUGGCUACAAGAGAGGAGAUUAAGUCUCUGCUCAAGCUACAUGAGCCGUGCGAUAAAAUUGUACUUUUUUUCAAAGUUAUUGCCUCUUGUAAGCGUGGCAAUUUAAAGUUUACAGUCGUCCGCAAGACUACUAAGGACGGUGCAAUAGCAGAUAUCGCCAGACGUUUAAAAAAAGAAUUUGCCCAGCAAUCUGGUAUGGUUUACUGUUUUUCCAAGAGCGAUUGUGAGCUACUCACAAAGAGACUUGGUAAUCAGGGCAUCUUUGCCGAGCACUAUCAUUCCGAAUUGACGUAUGCAGAAAAACUCAGAGCGUACUCCAACUGGAUGUCUGGAGUAACUUUGGUCAUAUGCGCUACUUUAUCUUUUGGUAUGGGCAUCGACAAGAAAGACGUCCGAUUCGUGAUGCAUCUAACGAUGCCAAAGUCGAUUGAAGGAUAUUAUCAAGAGUGCAGUCGGGCUGGACGUGACGGCAAUGUGGCCCAUUGCAUCUUGUACUACAGAUAUUACGAUAGUUAUCACAUUUGA
Molecule: messenger RNA, 981 nt
Organism: Daphnia pulex (common water flea)
Lineage: Eukaryota; Metazoa; Arthropoda; Branchiopoda; Diplostraca; Daphniidae
Product: putative ATP-dependent DNA helicase Q1
Exons: 6
Coding region: 1-981 (326 amino acids)
Biological process (GO): double-strand break repair via homologous recombination
Cellular component (GO): cytoplasm; nucleus; chromosome
Molecular function (GO): protein binding; ATP binding; 3'-5' DNA helicase activity
Source: RefSeq, a predicted model, not a curated record